GAAGAGCAGACAGAUGGAGCACUUUUGUAACUGUUGUGUGUGUGUGCACUUCAUGUUGUUACUGUUUUACUAUGUGUGUGUCUUAUAUUACAGCCAUGCUGAUCAUCAGUGGCCAGAGAGAGGAGAGGGAGGAAAAGCCUGUUUACACAGACUGCAAACCGCCUGGGGAAUAAUGCAGGAAAGGAAGUGAGCCGGCUCUCUGUCUGACUGCUCCAACUUCCUGCUCACACACACACACACACCACUGAAAAAAAAAAGAAAAGAAAGAAAAAAAAUCAGGAUCUCAUUACAACAGAAACGCUCGCAGACGACUGUCAGCAUGGAAGACGAAGGGAUUUUUACCAAUUUCUUCCUAGAAAACUAAUAAGUUCCCAGAGUCCAGCAAGAGUUUGGGUAUGGAGAGUGCAAUUACUCUGUGGCAGUUUCUGUUGCAAUUGCUUCUCGAUCAGAAACAUGAGCAUCUCAUCUGCUGGACAUCUAACGAUGGAGAAUUCAAGCUGCUCAAAGCAGAGGAAGUGGCCAAGCUAUGGGGACUGCGGAAGAAUAAAACUAAUAUGAACUAUGACAAGCUGAGUCGAGCCCUUCGAUAUUACUAUGAUAAGAACAUUAUUAAAAAGGUCAUUGGACAGAAGUUUGUCUACAAGUUUGUGUCCUUUCCAGAAAUCCUAAAAAUGGAGACUCAUGCUGUGGAGAUGAGCCGGGACAGUCUAUUGCUGCAGGACAGCGAUUGCAACAUCCCGAAUGAACUCCAUGAGAGACACAAGCAAACCUUGUCUGCAUUAAAAAGUGCUAGUCGCAACGAGUACAUCCACUCAGGCCUGUAUUCCUCCUUCACUAUAAACUCACUGCAACAUCAGGGAGAGUACAAAGUUAUCAAAACCGAAAGCAUGCAAGAUGAGGAUGAGCCACAAGACGAUGGAGAAGAUGAAGAGGAGGAGGAAAAGGCUGAAGUCAAGAGUCCAGUAGAGGAAGUCAGGACUGUUAUAAGAUUUGUUACUAACAAAACGGACAAAGAAAUCAUUCGACCUGUCAUUUCUUUGCCCUCUACAUCAGAAUCGGCAGCUGCCUCUGCUUACUUAGCAUCAUCUUUGUCUGCUAAAGGAACUUCCUAUAUAUCAUCCAAUACAACUAGUGUUUCCUCUUCUCCACGCUCCUCACGAUCCCCAUCCUUGUCCCCCAAUAGAUCCUUCUCUAAUGAGCAAAGGAGUGUAUUUUUAGAUUAUCCUGACACCAACGAACCAUUAAAUCUCUCAGCAGGAUCCAAAACAAAGCUGUCCUAUCAUCCCCCCAAAGCAAAGAAACCUAAAGGAUUAGAAAUCUGCUCUCCACCUCUUCUGCUCUCCAGUAGUGAUAUAGGCUCAAUUGCUCUGAACAGCCCAGCACUUCCCUCAGGAUCUCUGACACCAGCUUUCUUUACUGCUCAGACACCCAAUGGAUUACUGUUGACCCCAAGUCCUCUUCUAUCAAGCAUCCACUUCUGGAGCAGUCUUAGUCCUGUAGCUCCAUUAAGUCCUGCCAGGCUGCAAGGACCCAACACAUUGUUCCAGUUUCCAAACCUGCUGAACAGUCACCUGCCAAUGCAGCUACCAGGGUUGGACAGAGCAUCAUCUCCAGUGCUGCUAUCAUCUAACUCACAAAGAUCCUGAUGAAGUUUGAGUGCCCUAUGGACUGACUGGUUAAUUCAUUUAGUGAUGAAACAUGUUUUUUUACACGUGGACUGGCCUGGAGUUACCAAGACACUGAUCACAACACAAACCGCUCCAAACUGAAGCACUGGCAGACACCAUUGUCUUUUUCCCCCCUGGAUUCUUUCUCCAAGGGAUAUUUGUAUGACUAUGUGUAGUUGGGGAAAAGGUGUGCUUGUGAUAUGUUUAAUGAAGGAAAACAUACCUCAUAAGGUAGGGCUAAGGGGGAAAAAUUUGAUCAAAUACGGACUGUUAAAAGAAAAGUAUUUGAGGCCGAAGAAUGUUCUGGAUGUGGUGUACUAGUCAUUGCUUAAUUAUUCAUAGACACUACUGAUGAUUGGAUGGUCAAAACCAGAGGCUUUUUCAUUAGGUUUACCUAAGGUAGGUAUAUGUACAUUGUGAGAUAUACAAUGUAUGCCAAUGUACAAGUGUUACACAUACUUUGGCCCUGUGUAGGCCUAAUACAGACGGACUGCUUGCUACACUGCUGCCCAAACUCAGAUUUACUGUUCAAUCUUGGAUGUUGAAAUAUAAAUCAUAAUCGCUGAUCUACAAAAGUCCUUUAAAAAGAUCUGUUGGCUCUUACCUCCAGCUUCCCAGGAGAAAGAUCAAUCUGUAAGAAUGCUCUACAUUCCUCCUUCUACCACCAUUAAAGCUGUGGUCUAGGUCAGGUAGAACACUGUAAUAAUGCUGUUUGACAUCAAUUCCUGUGCAACACAAAAUGUAUUUAGAAGAUGGACAGGGGAGCAAUGCAUCUAAUCUGAAGGUGUCCAAAGCACUACGUUUAAAAAAAGUUAAAGUUAAACUGUUAACAUUAGUGUUAAAUUGUGUGGGUUUAAAAAA
Messenger RNA from Rana temporaria (common frog), 2528 nucleotides. It is a transcript of the gene ELK3, whose product is annotated as ETS transcription factor ELK3. The coding region runs from base 396 to 1646 and encodes 416 amino acids. NCBI's taxonomy places the organism in Eukaryota, Metazoa, Chordata, Amphibia, Anura, Ranidae. The transcript is spliced from 5 exons. Gene Ontology annotation, cellular component: nucleus. The record is from RefSeq and is a predicted model, not a curated record. Gene Ontology annotation, molecular function: sequence-specific DNA binding; DNA-binding transcription factor activity, RNA polymerase II-specific. Gene Ontology annotation, biological process: cell differentiation; regulation of transcription by RNA polymerase II.